CAGUUGGCAACACUAGGUGUAGCGUGAAAUCCCCAAAUCAACAAAAAUGUGGCUAAACGUCAGUGCACAAAAGAAAAUAAUAAAGACGAUAAUUUGCAAGAAAUGACAAAAGAUUACAAGACACUUUCCUAAAUUUAAUGGCAUAAUUGAGUGGCUUAAGAGUUUAAAAUCCUGACCCUUCUGACAUUCUAAUCAAACGGAUUGAUCUUCAAUCUCCAAGGAAAAAGGGAAAUAAAUUUUGAUUAAAAACGAUGUCUGAUGAAGCAUCUUCGGAAGGGAGUGAUGAACCAACUGGUAUUCACCUAACAACAAGUAUAAUUAAAUCUGAACGAAUUUGUACCUGGGAGAUAAAAGAAUUUUCAUCUUACAUCGACAUUUUUCAGGUGAUUUCACCACAGUCAGAAGAAUUUCCCUCAAAUUAUGAUUAUUACACCAAAUUUCAAUUAAAACUUUUGUAUUCUCAAAGACACAGUGGACAUGCCGAGAGUGACACUUAUAUCGUGAUGUUAAAAAUAAAACCUAGCGACGAUCUUCAAAAAUGCGUUAUCGAAACAUUGCUCCAGAAUGGAAGUCCAAUGGAAUUCAACUCAAGAAGCAUGUGGACGAAAAAUCAGGGAAAUUCAGACAUCAAUCUACUAAAAAUUGAAAGUUCAAUAAUUCGCACGAGAGAAUUAACCAACUCGUUAUUUAUCAAGUGCAUCAUAAAUGAAUUUUACAUCUCGAAUGAAGAAAAUCCGGAUUUUCACCGUUGUUCAUUGACAAUUGACUUUGACCGACUUCUGGAAGAGAACAUAUUGCCAGAUUUUACUUUUAAUGUUGGAGAUGAAAGUUUUCACGUACACAAAGCUAUUCUCGCAGUUCGUAGUCCAGUAUUUUAUGCAAUGUUUCAUCAAAACUUAUCCGAAAAGAAUAAAAAUGUAGUCGAUGUUCCUGACAUUGAACCAACAGCUUUUAAGGAGAUGUUGAGGUUUAUCUACACGGGAAACGUAAAAAAUAUGAAAAUCAUGGCAUUUGAUCUUUUAAGAGCAGCAGAUAAAUAUCAGCUGGAUGAGCUUAAAACUCUGUGUGAAAAAGCUUUUUGCGAUAUUAGUGUUAGAGAAGCGCCAAGUUUACUUUUAUUAGCUGACAGACAUAAUGCGAAAGUCUUGAAGGAGAAGACUUUACAUUUCAUUAGAAAACAUAUAAAAGAAGCAAUCGGAUCUGAAGAGUUUCUUCAACUCUAUACACGAAAAGACCUUAUUCAGGAAGUGAUGGAGACUGUUGUCAACAAGUGAUGGUUCUGUGUUCAUAAUAUACAAUUCUGCAGCCCAAAUUGUAUUCAUACUUGUUAAUAUAUCAAUAUAGAUUUUUAAAUGCUA
This is a messenger RNA of Belonocnema kinseyi, 1358 nucleotides long. RefSeq names its product speckle-type POZ protein-like B. The record is from RefSeq and is a predicted model, not a curated record. Gene Ontology annotation, cellular component: cytoplasm. NCBI's taxonomy places the organism in Eukaryota, Metazoa, Arthropoda, Insecta, Hymenoptera, Cynipidae. Bases 252 to 1274 code for a protein of 340 amino acids. Gene Ontology annotation, biological process: proteasome-mediated ubiquitin-dependent protein catabolic process; regulation of proteolysis. Gene Ontology annotation, molecular function: ubiquitin protein ligase binding. The transcript has 2 exons.